Messenger RNA from Fonsecaea erecta, 555 nucleotides. RefSeq lists its product as hypothetical. The transcript is spliced from 2 exons. NCBI's taxonomy places the organism in Eukaryota, Fungi, Ascomycota, Eurotiomycetes, Chaetothyriales, Herpotrichiellaceae. Bases 1 to 555 code for a protein of 184 amino acids. The record is from RefSeq and is a predicted model, not a curated record.
AUGGCAGCCGAGACGUGCACGACGCUCACGCAAGGCAACGAAGCCAAGAAACAUAGAAGAGUGGCUUUCAGCCAACUGAGGACACUGCCUGGCUGCGUGAUCAGUCCUGGUUUCACGACGGCGACUUCCAUGUCGCCUGGCCAGGAUUUGAUUCUCGGCCUCGCCAUAUCGAGGAAAAGAGUGCGAUGCGCCUGGGGUCAGAUCGACGAAACGUCUCAGAGCUGUGUUGGCCAUUUUGCGCGAUUCUUCUGCCUCUCGAAAAUCUUCUCCGUCCAUAAAGUCCUCUUGCUUUUGUCGUCGGACGCGACAGGGCCAUCCUUCAGCCCGAUGCCCGCGUUGUUGACCAGCCCGUCGAGCCGGCCACCCAUCGCGACCACUUCCGCCAUGUACGCCCGACACGUGACCCGGCCGCCCACGUCAACGCUGCCCCUCUUGAUCAGCGGACGAAGCUCGUCCGGCGGAGUCCUUCUUGUCUGGAAUGCGUCGAACCUGGGAGGUCAUGCGAAGAAAGUCACCGUCAAUGCUCUGACACUUGUCCUGUCUCAACGCUGUUGA